Patella vulgata (common limpet) is the source of this 2820-nucleotide messenger RNA. RefSeq names its product homeobox protein ceh-31. The record is from RefSeq and is a predicted model, not a curated record. The transcript is spliced from 3 exons. Gene Ontology annotation, biological process: regulation of DNA-templated transcription. NCBI's taxonomy places the organism in Eukaryota, Metazoa, Mollusca, Gastropoda, Patellidae. The coding region runs from base 425 to 1345 and encodes 306 amino acids. Gene Ontology annotation, molecular function: DNA binding; DNA-binding transcription factor activity, RNA polymerase II-specific.
GUUUCACAAUUAAUGAACAAACGACCAAACACUCCGUUAAUGAAGACCAUUAAGGAAUCGAAAUCAUUAUAAACUUACAGAAAACCGCAUCGAUUAGCGGUCAAUCCUAAGAUUGCGUGCUUGAGGUGUUUUGAUAAAAUCCCAUAUCAACGAUUUCAUCAAUCUUGUUAUUAGUCGUCAAUUAUUCUCAUAUUCAGAACAACAGAUUUUAUUCAAUUAAUAAGAUCAAUGGAUUGAAGGCGGUUUCACUCAGGAAGGAUAGAAAUAAAUAGAAACUUAUUUAUCUGGCGGUUUUCAUUUAGUAUUUUUACUGUCAAGGUUACGUCAAGGUUGUUAGAUUUUUCAAUCAAGAUCUGACAAAAAAAAAAUCAACGUAGAUUUUUUUUAUUUCAAUCGGACAUUUCAAGAUAAAAAAAACCCAAGAAUGGAAAAGAAAGAGUCUGUAACGACAGAAGAGAAAUUGGGUUUACCCGGAUAUCAAAACGAAUCUUUGUCCGAUGUUUCCGACUCCGACUCCGAUUCCGAAUCAAGAAGUGGUAUACUCGAAAAUUCAGACACUGAAACCAAAGGGCAAAAUGGAUUUAUGAAACAUAAUGCUGAAAAACAAAAUUCAAAUUUCAAAAAUCCGAAAGACAGCGAUGAUUUCGCGGAUAGACCAAUGGAACGGGGACAGCAACCACCCCGUCCAUCGUUUUUAAUUACAGAUAUUUUAUCUAGAGUUUCCACUUCGAGAUCUGUAGUCAAUCCGUGUUAUUUAAGAAGUGACAGUACUGACGAGUUAUCCCCCGUUCCUUAUGUUGACAUGACUAAUAAUUCUAACCAAUGGGAGAAUACGUCUAGUUGUGAGGAUGGAACAAAAAUUAAAGUAAAUGUUGGUGGAAGGGAAUCGCCUAUAUUGAUGUAUAAAUCUAAAAAACCAAGAAAAGCCAGAACAGCAUUUUCUGAAAAUCAGUUGCGGUGUUUAGAGAAACAUUUCGACCGUCAGAAAUAUUUAAGUGUCCAGGACCGGGUGGAAUUGGCGACAAAACUACAUCUUUCUGAUACACAGGUGAAAACGUGGUAUCAAAAUAGACGAACAAAAUGGAAGCGACAGACGUCCGUAGGUUUAGAAUUAUUAACAGAAGCCAGUAAUUUCGCCGCUGUGCAGAGAAUUCUUCAAUCUAAUUCUUAUUGGUCGUCGUGUUAUCCCCAAACUGCCAGCCUCGUUUCCAACUUUGAAUCGGUCGUUAGAGGAAGUACCCCCUUACUGCCACCACGCCCCCCAUUUCCAGGCCUCUUCUUAUCGGCCAUGCAUCCACAAUUACGACCAUUAUCACCGUCAUCGUUACCAAGUAAAAGAGGAUGAGUUCGGAUGAAGAAUCUCUGCUAAAAAUGAUCACUGACAUUUUAUAAUAAUAGUAUCAAAAACUAAUCGGUUCUACAUGGAUUAUUAUCGCCAUUGUUGUUGAAUAUUCGAAUGGUUUUGCGAAUUUGACAGGAUAGGAUGUUACUCGAUUGGCUAACCAUUAAGAAUUAGUGAGUAUUGCGAUUGGUUGGCGGAAUGUAGAAGAGUCGUGAACUUUGAUCCCACCUUUCUUUGACGUGUUUCUCACCUGAUAGACAAUCGGUUUCAGACGAGUUAUUUCCCCCUGAAUGUGAUAAUGUCGCUUACGAACAUGAUGUAAAAGACUUUAUACAGUAUAUAUCUAGCCGCCAUAUAAACAGGGAUUGUGUAAGAGCUAAAUCUACCCAUUGCUAGGCUUUAAUAGGCCUUUUAAAUGUUGUAUAAAUUAUUAAUUAGACAUUAAUGACAAGACCAUAAUCAACUCUCGAUGUUAUCGGAUGGCACCGAUUUUAAGUAGAUUAGAACGGUUCGGCCAUUUAAUGAUUUAAUUUAAAAAUGGAUAAUCGCGACUUUGUUAUUGACGCUGUUCUUCUAUGGCCGAUGACUCGGCUUAGACUGCAAUUUUCAGCAAAUUCCCUUUCUAUUAUGUAUUUUUAACUAUUAUAGCGAGAACUGUCAGCUCUUUAUCUAAUGCUCCUCCCUUUAAUGUUAUUUUGUACAGAGAUUGUUAUGUUCUAGACGCCCCUGUCGCGUUUUAUACAUUCAUGUCUAAGUGUUUUUUUUACUUCUAUAUUAUAUAUCUAACUAUUCCUGACCCGGUGGACCGGUCACCCCUGGCUUCAGGUCAUGGUUUCGGUUCAUGGUUGGAGCGUAUGUGGCUUGGAGAUAGGGACGCCUCCUCAACCUCGUGGAAUUACUCCUGGUCCUCCGGUUCCUCCCACAGGAAAGACCCUGUGGGUAUAAAGCCUAACUAUUCCUGAUCCUGUGGGUAUAUUGGUACCAAACUAUUUAACAGCGACCUUAAUUUAUGAAUAAACAAAGACUCAGUUUGAAAUGGUAAUUUUUAUAUCUUGCCGACCAUUAAAGGCCGGGUUCGAAUGACAAGAACACAGUAGUUGGUCCAAUGUACGCAGUGGGUGUGAAUUUAAAACUGGAAACAAGGUCUACAAACCGAGGUUGUGUUUAUGGUAUCUACGACUAUUCGACUUGAAAAUAAAGAAGCAAUCAAAGCCCUAAACCCUUAUAUUGUCUGCUUGCAAACUCAUGUAUCAUUUAAGACUCUGCACCAGAAGAUAUUUAGGAUUCGAACUGUGACUGUCUUAGAUUAUAAUCCUAAUAACAAAUGUCUCCGAUUAUAAUCUCUACAUGUAUAAUAAUAACAAGUGUCUCAGAUUAUACGUGUAUUAUAAUAACAGAUUAUGAUCUACAUGUAUAAUAACAAGUGUCUCAGAUUAUACGUGUAAUCUAUUAAUGUAUCUCAGAUUAUAGUAUCAACU